AUGAAUUAUUUGGAAGCAAAUUUAAAUGAAAACAUUGAAAUAUCCACUGAUGAUAAUGAAACUGAAAUAAAUGCAGAAAUUUUGAGAAAUAAACAUAUCAACGACAAUAUAAUUAAUGAAGCGAAUUCAACUGUUGAUGUUUCAAAUAAAAUUUAUUCAUUUGAACAAACGAAUAUUAAGCAAGAAAUUCAAAAUGAGUUUUCUGAAUUAAGCGAAGGAAAAAACGAAAAUAGUGUAGACAUAAAUUCAAAUUCCAUUUGUAAUCAUAGGGAUAUAUUAUAUUCUCCAGAAAACUGUGAGGGAAAAAAUUCACAAAAUUUAGAAGAAAGCGAAGCUGAAUUACUUCCUUUAAAAAUGGAAAUAGAAAGUAAUAAUAACAUUUGCAAUCCUAUUUAUGAUGAAAAUAAUGGCAAUACUGUUGACAGUAUAAAUGAUCCAUCUAAUAAUGAUAAAAACUCAAAUAAUGCUAUGGAUUGUAGCUAUGACCAUGAGAAUAAUAAUACUAAACUGAAUGAUGAUGACAUAUAUACAACAUGUAAUAUAUGUUUAGAUGUAAUGGAAAAAGCAAUUUUGAAUGACCAUUUAUAUGCACAUAUGUUAGAAUCUGGUAGAGAGCCAAAUAAAGAACAUUUUGAGCAUAGAAGAAAAAAUGUUAUAAACCUCGAUGCAUUUGCACUAAAAGAUAAAAAAAAUAACAAUAACUUUAGUAUAAAAAAAAAAAAUGACAUUGAAUCUGCAUCAAAAUGCAUAUUUAGUCAUAACCAGGAGUAUAAUAAUAAUUCAGAUGAAUUAUUAAAUAAUGAUAUUGAUGAGAAUAAUAAAUUAUCUAUUAUUUAUAAUUAUAAUUCAAAUAUUGAAGAACUAAAGAAAAAUAUAAAUAGAUCAUUGGGUCGUAAUAAAGGAAGUACUAAUCAAAUUCUAGAUUCAUCAAACAAUAAUACAAUUGCUAACGAUAAAAAUACAAGUUCAAGAGAUAUAAAUGAAAUAGAAAAAAAAGAAACAAUUAUGUUCAUUGCACCCGGAAAUGAUACCAUAAUUGAUAACUAUUUAUCUCUUAUAAAAGAAUCAUUUUCUACUAUUUUUUAUAAUCCAGAUGAGCCAUCAAGUAUUAAAAGUAAUAUUAUUGACAAUAAUUUAUAUCGUGGCAUAAAUAAAGACAAUUAUAAAAAUAUUGUUAAUAGUAUAUAUUCCAUGAUGAAUUGUUUAAAGACAAGUAUAAAUAAGAUUAAAAAUAUACCUGAUAUUUGUAUUAAUAAUAUAAACAAUGAUAUAGGGAGAUAUGUGAAUAAGGCAAUGGAUUGUAUAAUGAAAGAUAUAAAUAAUAUAACAAAGAAAAAUAUCUCUAAUAUAAAUACUAAUGAAACUAUUGAUGCUGAAGUAUUAAACAAAAAAUUAAAUAAAAUAUACAAAAAACUAUAUAAUAUAUAUAAAAAAAUUAAUUAUGCAUUACAAAAUUGUCAAAAUAAUUUAACUAAUAUUAAUAAUUCUUCAAGGGAGAUUAACCCUUCCCCUAUUGCUUGUAAUGAUGACAUUAAUGGUACCAAUAACAGAAGUAAUAGAAGCGAUAUUAUUAGUAAUGAUAAUGAAAAUAACAUAAACAUAAAUAAUGAUAGAAAUAGAGAAGAUAUAUUUUCAAAUGAAAAUAUAAAUAGAAAUUUUAUAAAUUCUUCAAAUGUACAUCAUUUUAAUCAUUCUGCAAAUUUUUAUAAUCAUAAUUCUUUUAACGAAAGAAGAAGGGUGAAUGAUGUGAAUUAUCUAUACUCAAAUUUAGUACACAAAUAUCCUUACAUUUGUGAAAAUCCAUUAUUUUCCCAUUUUGAUAAUAAUUCAAAUAAUAUUUGGCCUAUAAGAAGAGUAACAAACACCAUUACACAUAAUAUGCAAUCAAAUAGCAUAAAUACAAACACUAUCAAUAAUAUGAACAUUCCAACCAUAAAUAAUGUAAAUAAUGUGAACCGUGUAAAUAAUACUAGUAAUAUAGAUAGAAACACUUGGGGAAAUUUAGCUAAUAAUUACGAACCACUCGGUAUUAUAGAUCCUCACAUGAACAAUAAUAUAUUAAUAGUAGAAAGAGCACAUAAUAGACACAAUAUUAAUGGUUACACAAGUAAUAAUACUACUAAUAGACCCAAUAAUAAUAACAUAAAUGAUAUAGAGAAUUAUGUCAAUGGUUAUAACAAUGAUAGAAACAUAAGAACUACCUUUAACAGAAACAAUAUAAAUGUUAGCAGGACAACGCUUGUAAAUAACAUUGGAACUACCAACAGAAAUAACAAUACAACAAAUUAUGUAUUUAAUGGAAAUAAUAAUGUUAGGGCAGUAAAUUAUGUAAUCGGAAACUCAAAUAACCAUAACAUAUCAAACAACACAGAUAGAAUGCAUCAUAAUUAUUUAGGUAGAAAUAUUAUAGUUGAACAAGUAUUAACAAUAAAUCAUGAAGAUAAUGGGAAUAUAAAUACAAAUUUAAGAGUAAACAAUAAUAUUUUAUACAAUGAAAGAGUGCAACAUGAAAAUAUAAAUCAAAACGCAUAUCAUUCUACAGUGCUUAAAGAGAAAAUCGAUUUUUUAGUUGUUCCUUUUGAUACAAAAAAAAAUAAGAACAAUAACUUAAAAUUGUGUUCCAUAUGUUAUGAAAAUUAUAAACAUAAUGAACCCUUAAUAUUCUUGCCAUGCACACAUAAUUAUCAUAAAGAAUGUAUAAUUGAAUGGAUUAAUAAAAAAUUGACUUGUCCUAUUUGCAAAAUUAAUCUAAAAUCCUUUUAA
Plasmodium berghei ANKA is the source of this 2763-nucleotide messenger RNA. Its product is annotated as RING finger protein RNF1, putative. Lineage: Eukaryota; Apicomplexa; Aconoidasida; Haemosporida; Plasmodiidae. The transcript has a single exon. The coding region runs from base 1 to 2763 and encodes 920 amino acids. Gene Ontology annotation, biological process: ubiquitin-dependent protein catabolic process. The record is from RefSeq and is a predicted model, not a curated record. Gene Ontology annotation, molecular function: ubiquitin protein ligase activity.